Messenger RNA from Yarrowia lipolytica CLIB122, 2385 nucleotides. RefSeq lists its product as uncharacterized. Lineage: Eukaryota; Fungi; Ascomycota; Dipodascomycetes; Dipodascales. The record is from RefSeq and is a predicted model, not a curated record.
AUGUUCCGGGCACGCAGUAACACCGUAGGAAACGGCUCCUCGACAUACGGGCCGCCACUUGAGCCUCUGGAGCCGCCACGACUGUCGCGACAGCGGUCUCUGCAGCUCAAACACAGCGACUCCAUUCCCUCCUUGUCCAAGGCUUUCCACAAACACACCCCAAGUGUGGUUGGAGGCACAGCGACGCCACCUAGAUCACCUGUGGCAAACGAAAUGGAGUUCCGACCCUUCGACAUGAAGGCUGCAGAGAUGCGGUCGCCAGCGGACUCAAUCCGAUCGAUUGACUCUCUGCGGUCCUCAGGCGAGUUCAAACCCUCUCCCGGUAUCCCACCUCCCUCACACAGAAGUAUGCUUCUUCACAACAUACCCCCUGCCGUUAGUCACCCGCCCCGUCUAACCCCUCGCUCGCAUCCCAACUCGGUGUCCUCCACGCCACAACUGCAGCCGUCGCCCAAGUUUCUCAGGGAUACAAACAAGGCUGACACUGUACCUAUCGUGCCCACUUACAAUACUGCUCCGCAGCAGCGACCAGAGCUGUUGAGAGCAGGAACAGACGCCCGAUCAGCCUUGGACCGAUCCUCUUCUUACAGCGCUGUCGACGCCAGGGCAGCUGACAGAUUAUCUUUUGCAUCUUCAUCAAUCUAUCAGUCGCCCGUCCAGGCUGGUCCCUCUACCAGCUUUCCCGAAGAGGUCGACGAGGCACGAAACUUGCUGCCUCCUCUGCCCACACCCCAAGACUCGUCCUUCCCCAACUCGCCAUCAGACGACUACGGGUUCAACAAGGUCUCUGCAUCGCUGCCAGUGUCGCCAGCCCAGACUCGUCAUGCAUCCAUCGAGUCAGCGUCUCUGGCAUCCGACUUCGACGAGCUCUCCGUUGACCAGCGGUCCAACCGCCAGCGGUCUACUUCCAUCCCCUCGUGGAUCCAGAGAUGUGACACCUACACCACUUACAACUCCGAGUCGGACUAUCACGACAAUGACGGCGGUGACGGUGACAACGAGGACUUUGACGAGAACGAUGACGAAGGUGACAACGACGACGAGUCCGAAAUCGACAUGCAGGCCUUCUCAAUGCAUUCGACCGCAGAUUCAAAUGACCUGUGGGAGUCCGGAGCUGAGAGCUGUCCUGCCGCUCCUGAGGUGCCCAGCAUCAAGGAACGGCGAUCUUUUCGAAAGAAGAGAGGCCACAAGAAGCUGCAUCUCCAGCUGAGUGGUCUGGGAAGUCCUUUCCUCAACGGCAGUUCGUCAACUUCCGUCAGUUCAGCACCUGCCGCACCUGACUAUGAAAGCAACAACAACAACAACAACAACAACAAUAGCAAUGUGGGUCUGGGAUUCACAAUUUCGCCCAACUCGACCCCUCUUUCGUCUCUCUCGUCAUCCAAGCUCCUCAAGAACUUUGGAUCAACGCUCAAGAGAAAGGUUUCCAACACUCCCAAACCUCCCAAGCGAAGCCAGUCUGCUACCGCAGGCCUGGCCACCGUUCCGGACGUGCCGCCCCAUAGUGAGAGAUCCUCCAUCUCCUACUCCACCGCUCCGUCGGUGUGGGGAGGCCAUGGUGACGACGACAACGACAAGGAGCUGAGCGACUACUUUGACAAGGCAAUGGAGGUGAUUGAAGCCGUCAAGCGAAAGCGAAGCUCGCGGGGCAACAAGCGACAGCAGCAACAGCAACAACAGGGCGUGAAGUCUUCUCAUUCUCCCGACUCGGAUACCCAUGACGACUCUCUCUCAGAGUCUACUCACUCGCAUUUCCGACGACAGUACCGAGGCGACUACUUUGGCAUUGAGGGUGCAGAUGCAUCUUCUUCUAAUCCCACCUCGGUCAUGUCGACUCCUGCUGCUGUUUGCCCCGUCAACUCUACUGCAUCGGCCCCCGGGGCCACCCCCUGCACCCCCUGCACGCCCAACUCAUUGUCAGCUCUCCGAAAGGAGAUCUAUGACGGCGUCCCAACCAACGAGUACGCCGACCUAACUAUCCGAAAGCACCACGCGUCGACCAGCCAGAGCUCCACCGAAGGAGAGGGCACCAUGUCCCCUCGACUGGGCUCAUCCGUAUCUUCUACGCACGACGGAGUUGCCACUGGCGAAGGAGGAAUCCUUCCCUACGAACUGGCUCCCACCGAGGAAGAGUGCUGCAACAUGUCUUCGGACGAAAUGACUUGUCGGAUGAUUGCCUCUCAGGAACUGUUUGAGUCUACUCGAAAGCGCCUGGCUGAGUCUGGAUGGUACGAUCAGAGCCAGAUCGACGAGAUUCAGAAGAACGGCCGUCAGAUUCACGACUCUUGGAGAGCUCUGAUUGACAAGCGGCAAUUGCAGGAAAAGGCGCAGGCGGCUCAGGCCCAGGGACAGCCUCAAAACGAGCUUCAUAAUGUUGCUCGCUAG